Cavia porcellus (domestic guinea pig) is the source of this 7465-nucleotide messenger RNA. It is a transcript of the gene Brd1, whose product is annotated as bromodomain containing 1. The coding region runs from base 316 to 3186 and encodes 956 amino acids. The transcript has 9 exons. NCBI's taxonomy places the organism in Eukaryota, Metazoa, Chordata, Mammalia, Rodentia, Caviidae. Gene Ontology annotation, molecular function: protein binding. Gene Ontology annotation, biological process: regulation of transcription by RNA polymerase II. The record is from RefSeq and is a predicted model, not a curated record. Gene Ontology annotation, cellular component: MOZ/MORF histone acetyltransferase complex.
CUCGCCGCAUUGUUUGCUUCGCUAGGGAGCGAGCAGCGCCCCGCCGGCGUCCGACAGCUCCGCUCCCGCGCCCGCGCCGACUCGGCCGGGCCCCGAGCCGGCCUGCAACGGGCCGAGUCGGGCCGCGACCCCGCCCGACCGCGGCGCCCAGCGGGCCCAGAGCCUGGCGCCGAGCGCGCCCGAGGCCGGCGGGGCCCGGCUGCGCGGCCGUUGGCGAGAACCGCGGCGCCAUUAGUGCCGCCUGGCCCGCGCCCGCCCGCUCGCCCGCCUGCCGGGCUCCCGCGGCCGCGGCGCCCCGGAGGUAAUCAUUGCCAAAUGAGGAGGAAAGGACGAUGCCAUCGAGGCUCUGCAGCGAGGCACGCUUCCUCCCCGUGCAGUGUUAAACACUCCCCCACUCGAGAGACCCUCACGUACGCACAAGCUCAGAGGAUGGUUGAGAUAGAGAUCGAAGGGCGACUGCAUCGGAUCAGUAUUUUUGAUCCUCUUGAGAUCAUAUUGGAAGAUGACCUCACUGCUCAGGAAAUGAGUGAAUGUAACAGCAAUAAAGAAAACAGUGAGAGGCCACCUGUUUGCUUAAGAACUAAACGCCACAAAAACAACAGAGUGAAAAAGAAAAAUGAAGCCCUGCCCAGCACCCAUGGCACACCUGCCUCCGCCAGCACCCUUCCUGAGCCCAAGGUACGGAUUGUGGAGUACAGCCCGCCAUCAGCACCCAGGAGGCCCCCCAUGUACUACAAGUUCAUUGAGAAGUCUGCGGAAGAGCUGGACAACGAGGUGGAGUACGACAUGGAUGAGGAGGACUACGCCUGGCUGGAGAUCAUCAACGAGAAGCGGAAGGGCGACUGUGUCUCUGCGGUGUCACAGAACAUGUUUGAGUUCCUGAUGGACCGAUUCGAGAAGGAGUCGUACUGCGAGAACCAGAAGCAGGGAGAGCAGCAGUCCCUGAUCGACGAGGAUGCCGUGUGCUGCAUCUGCAUGGAUGGCGAGUGUCAGAACAGCAACGUGAUCCUCUUCUGCGACCUGUGCAACCUUGCCGUGCACCAGGAGUGCUACGGGGUGCCCUACAUCCCCGAGGGCCAGUGGCUCUGUCGCCAUUGCCUGCAGUCCCGGGCCCGGCCCGCUGACUGUGUGCUGUGCCCCAACAAGGGUGGUGCCUUCAAAAAGACAGACGACGACCGCUGGGGCCACGUGGUGUGUGCCCUGUGGAUCCCUGAGGUCGGCUUCGCCAACACCGUGUUCAUUGAGCCCAUCGACGGCGUGAGGAACAUCCCCCCGGCCCGGUGGAAACUGACGUGCUACCUCUGUAAGCAGAAGGGCGUGGGCGCCUGCAUCCAGUGCCACAAAGCCAACUGCUACACGGCCUUCCAUGUGACGUGUGCCCAGAAGGCUGGCCUAUACAUGAAGAUGGAGCCUGUGAAGGAGCUGACGGGAGGCAGCACCACCUUCUCCGUCAGAAAGACCGCAUACUGUGACGUCCACACGCCUCCAGGCUGCACUCGCAGGCCUCUGAACAUUUAUGGGGAUGUUGAAAUGAAAAAUGGUGUCUGUAGAAAAGAGAGCUCAGUCAAAACGGUCAGGUCCACGUCUAAGGUCAGGAAGAAAGCGAAAAAGGCUAAGAAAACGCUCACUGAGCCCUGCGCGGUCCUGCCGACCGUCUGUGCUCCUUAUAUUCCCCCUCACAGAUUAAAUAGGAUUGCGAAUCAGGUGGCCAUUCAACGGAAGAAGCAGUUUGUGGAGCGGGCGCACAGCUACUGGUUACUCAAGAGGCUGUCCAGGAACGGUGCACCCUUGCUGCGGCGCCUACAGUCCAGCCUGCAGUCCCAGCGGAGCACGCAGCAGAGAGAAAACGACGAGGAGAUGAAAGCAGCCAAAGAGAAGCUGAAGUACUGGCAGCGGCUGCGGCACGACCUGGAGCGGGCCCGCCUGCUCAUCGAGCUGCUGCGCAAGCGAGAGAAGCUGAAGCGUGAGCAGGUGAAGGUGGAGCAGAUGGCCAUGGAGCUGCGGCUGACGCCUCUGACUGUGCUGCUACGGUCUGUGCUUGAGCAGCUGCAGGACAAGGACCCUGCCAAGAUCUUCGCUCAGCCCGUGAGUCUGAAGGAGGUGCCAGAUUAUCUGGAUCACAUCAAACAUCCCAUGGACUUUGCCACAAUGAGGAAGCGGCUAGAAGCUCAAGGGUAUAGAAACCUCCGUGCGUUUGAGGAGGAUUUUACUCUCAUUGUAGAUAACUGCAUGAAGUACAAUGCCAAGGACACCGUGUUUUAUAGAGCCGCAGUGAGGCUGCGUGAUCAGGGCGGUGUUGUUCUGAGGCAGGCCCGGCGUCAGGUGGACAGCAUCGGCCUAGAAGAGGCCUCGGGAAUGCACCUGCCUGAGCGGCCUGCUGCGGCCCCUCGGAGGCCUUUCUCCUGGGAAGACGUGGACAGGUUGCUGGACCCAGCCAACAGGGCCCAUCUGGGUCUGGAGGAGCAGCUGAGGGAGCUGCUGGACAAGCUGGACCUUACCUGUUCCAUGAAGUCCAGUGGCUCGCGGAGCAAGCGGGCAAAGCUGCUCAAAAAGGAAAUCGCCCUGCUACGCAGCAAGCUGAGCCAGCAGCACAGCCAGCCCCCUGCCCCGGGGCCCAGCCCGGGAGGCUUGGAGGAGGACACAGCCCCACCGGGGCCAGAUGCGGGCGAGGAAGGAGAUAAAUCUCCCCCUAAACUUGAACCAUCAGAUGCAUUACCUCUUCCUUCAAACUCGGAGACUAAUUCAGAACCACCAACCCUCAAACCAGUAGAACUCCACCCUGAGCAGAGUAAACUAUUCAAAAGAGUCACAUUUGAUAAUGCAUCACAUAGCCCAUGCACUCAGAGCGCACUGGUAAGCGGACACCCUCCAGAGCCCACCCUCGCCAGUAGUGGCGAUGUGCCGGCGGCGGCGGCAGCCUCCGCAGUGGCGGAGCCAUCAAGCGAUGUAAACAGACGCACUUCUGUUCUCUUCUGCAAAUCGAAAAGUGUAAGCCCCCCAAAGUCUGCCAAGAACACUGAAACCCAGCCAACUUCUCCUCAGCUAGGGACCAAAACCUUUUUGUCUGUAGUCCUUCCGAGGUUGGAGACUCUACUGCAGCCAAGGAAAAGGUCGAGGAGCACAUGUGGAGACUCCGAGGUGGAGGAGGAGUCCCCGGGAAAGCGCCUGGACACAGAGUGGCAGUAGAGUUCAGUGGAUGCGAGUUGAAUUGCUAAGCGCACCCCUGAGCACCCGGGAGCCUUAGCUAAGAUCAGCCCCUCGGGAGUGCGAGGCUGCCGCUGCUGCAUCUGCUCUGCCCAGGGCGGCCGGGCGUGGCUGAAGGUGCCAGCCUUGCCAUCAUGCUGGCCUCGCCUUUGCCCGAACGUUGGGUGCCCUCUGCGCACCUGGAUUUCUUGCUCGAGUUGCACUCUUCUUCGCAAUCGGAAGACGAAAUAUUUGGAGCCUUCUGAGCUUUCCCAGAUGUAUCCAACACUUUGAACUUUAGGGCUGGUGCUCUCCGGUGCGCUACAGGACCUGUGUGAGAGGGAGCGCGCCCACUGCACCUCCACAGGCCGCCUGGCGCCCGUGCUGCAGCAGGGCGGUGUGCAACGCCGAGGUCCGGCUCGUAGAGCCAGCCUGCCUGGCAGCUUCCUUCCCAGGGAUCUGGACAUCAGGCGGGCUCCGCCUCUUCCUCUGAGACUUGGUGGAGAUGGUUGUGCAUGGGGUAGGGAACUAGGGCUGGGUCUCCCACGCCCUGGACUGUGCUGGGCAGAGGCUGGUCUCCUGCGCUUCCACAGACUCUGGCUUCUCACUCUUCUCCCGAUUCCGACUUAGCUGCUCAUGCGCUGAGUAGCUCCCUCUUUGGAUCCUGAUCCUUUCUCUUACCUCAACCCGGACUGCAGUCUGCUCAUGGCCACUGGGAUGCAGAACGAUGGCCACCCCUUGCCCUGACUGAUUGCACUGGAGCCACCCUUUAAAGAACGAUGACGCCAGCUGCUGGAGACGUCACAGACACUCCACCCACCAUCAGGUCCUGGGGGCUGGUGCCCUCCUUGAGCUGGGGAUGGCUCUAUGCCUCCGUCCUCCCUGAGUGGACAGUCUGGUGCACGCCGGCACCAGCAGCACCAUGGACAGUCUGAUCUCCGCCCUGCGUGUGCCCAGCAGGGGCCUGUGACGACAGGGCUCUGCAUAGGGUGGCUGGGUCCAGCGUCUGGAGGGACUGAGCACGUGGCCCCAUCUGAAGAUGCCCUCACUCGGUGGUCAUCACCUCCGCUUCUCAUUUCCACCUGGCUUCCUUCUCCCUUAAGUCUCUCUGCUUCCUUCCUUCCGGGAGGAUGGAACCGGGUCUACUUCUGUCCGCUGGCGCUGUACCGAGUGCCAGCGGGACUGGCUGACCAGCCCACCUGCGAGACCCUCCGAGACAUCCUGCCCAGGCUAUGCUUGCCUGUCCUGUGCCUGUCCUGCUGUCCCCAGCAGCGUCCUCAUGGAGCUUCUCUCACCAGUGCAGGCGGUGGGGGCGUCUUGUUUGCUGUUCUCUUACUGAAGUUUGAAAAGCACACCACGUAUGCAGUUCUCUGGGCAGUCGCAAAAGUAAAACGAGCCAGCGGCAGAGGGCAUGUGCCACCCACCCAGCCCUGCCAUGCUCGGGCUCUGUGGCUGGGAGCAGGCUGUGGGCUUUCUGAUGCUGGAACAUCCCCACCAGCCACGGGCCACCAGUGCCUGUGUUCUUACUUCCUCCAGCAGGGUUCAGGGGAGCAGUAAAGCAGGGUGGCACCUACAGAACCAGGGCCAGGUGCCUCAGGUGGCAUGGCAUGGGUGUGUUCUGCUGUCCCUUCUCAGCGCCUUUGGAGUCCAUGGAGCCAUGGUGGAGAGAGCGGCUCCUGGCCCUAGCACUCCAUGCCCUGCGCUCUUUACCCACUGCACCCCAGGGUUUCUGCAAGGCCGAGGCAGCAAGGACCAUGCCUGACUUUCCCCUGCUCCUGUGGGUGGACCACAUAGGAGCUUAGUCCUGCCUGUGGACGUGAGCUGCUGAGAGAGUGGGGAGUUCUGGGGGAUGCCAUGGGUGUCCAUGUGCAAGGUCUGGCUGCCACGAGCCUGUCUCCAUGACAGAGUGGCAUGUAGCCUGGGCGGCAUGUAGGCCUUGGCGCUUGGUGGCAUGUGGGGCUGAGGUAUUGGCCCUCUCUGGCACCGUCUCGACGGUUCUCUCGGCUUCUCAGUUGCUGCUAGUUUGUCACAUCCACAGUCUUGGGCUGGAAGCUGUGGGAGUGAGUGCCUGCUGUUUGCAGGUGACCUUGGCCCAUCUGUGGACCUCCACACCCUCCCAGGGCCCGGGAUUCCAGACUUAGGACUGAACAAACACCUUUCCUGGCCUCGCAGGAUUGCGGAGUGCAGUGAGCCCUGUGGUCGCAGUACUCUGAGGAACCCUCCUGCGGGCGGCCUGUGCAAAAUACACGCACACAGCAAUUCAUGGGCUGUGGUGGUGGCAGUGGCGGGAGGGGCUGUGGCUGCUGCUGGGCCACAGCUCUGCGGUUCCAGACAGCACUCAGGACUUCUCCACGCUGGGGGCUGGAUCCUCGCCUAUCAUCUCCUGGGACACGUCCAGAGCUGGCAGCCUUCCAGAGCCUGGUCUGACCACACAGGCGCCUGCCUGCUUCAGCCACUGCACCCUUCCAAAACUGGCCUGGUGUCCAGCCUGUUCUGCACCCAGCCUCAAAGGUCUUUCCUGGACUGUCCCCCCGGGCUGCCCAGGUGCUUGGUGUACUUCCACGUGAGGCUUGAAAAGUCUGUGUAAACAACUUGUGGCCCACAUCCAUGAGCCCAGUCGUUAAAUGCUCGGAAAACAGAAGAUGCAGUCACCAACCUUUGCAGCCUCUCUGCUUCCUCUGUGUCACUGUGGGCUCAGACUGCACCUUAGGUGGAGCACGGAGCAGCUGCCAUCUUUUUGGAGGAUGUGUGUGUGUGUGUGUGUGUGUCCUUGGACAGCCUAGACAGGAAGCAUGUACCAUCCGCAGGCUGUGUUCAAGGAAGGCUGUCUUGGCUUUAUCUUCCACAGCUGGCUGAGCCCUGGAGUGUGGGUCAGGCCGCCACAGCUCCGCCUGGGUCCUCUGCAGCUGACCCUGAUGGCACAGCCCCGGGUGGGAAGCAGUGUCAGUGCCAGCCGGUCGCGUUGCUCUUCUUUUCUGGCCCCGUCUGCAGAGGGCUCGCCGUGCGCGGUAGUCUCAGGGUGUGUAGUCCCUCCCAGCGCGUGUGUCCCCUGCUCCGGAUGUGCGCUUGAGCUUUGGAGCAGCACAGGUGUCAGUGGUGUGGACUGCUUGUCUAAGGCCUAAAGGGUCACUGGCAGAGCUGUGCGUGGCAGAUGGCAUUGGUCUUUUGGUCCCUUCUCAGACCCUGUGUUCAGGGGCAUCAGUUCUGUCCAUCUGUCCUCCCAUGCUGGGUGGGCGUCGUGGCGAUGUGGCUCAGAGUCGCAUGUGCCCUGUGCCUCAGGCUCAGUGGGGUCCGGCUCCUUCCUUGUCCCAGUCCUCUGCUUUGUCAGUGCACAGUGGUCGGAGGGUGGCGAGGGCCCUGUGUCAGCAGGGGUGGGAGCUUUUCCCUGAGGGAAGGUGGAGGUAACCAGGGGCCAGAAGCCAUGAUCUGGCCACAGAGCCAAAGCUCUCUGAGAAGUUUCAUUCACCAGUUCACACAUUUCACUUUGGACAUGACUUUUAAAUUAAAUUUUUAAGGAUGAUAAGUGGGAAGGUGGGACUUCUUUCUGUGACCCCUUACCCAGCUGUUGCACCCGAGGGUGCCAGGCCAGGCACACAGCCAGUCGGCCCCACCCUCCCGGCCGGGGCUUGUGACACCGUGUUUCCGCUGCUGUGCUGGGGUGCAGUGGGUGCUGUGGCCACCCUGCUGAACUGCUCUUCUGUCUGUUGAGCGCCCACAGUGGGCGCCUCAGGGCUCGGGUGCCUUCGUGCUGUGGAUCUGGAGGACUUGAAGUAAUGGGGCCCUCAUUUUCUAUUUUUAAAGUGUUUUGUCGGCAUUCUCCAGGUUCAUAUUAAUUUAUGUGUUUUGAAACAAGCUUAUUUAGAAUCUAAUUUACUCUCGUUGGAGCUGCACAAAUACAAGUGUGUUUUUGUUGGUGAUGACACCCUGGUGCCUGUGGGUUUGUGUCCCUGGUGUGGACAGGUGGCCUUUGCCAUAGCCCCUAGGAGUGUGCGAUGCCACCCGAUCUGUGAGCCAGCCAGGCAGGGGGAAUGAGUGCCUUCACUAGGGUGCUUCUGGGGAGAGUGACGAGGCCUUCCCUGUCUUCCUGCAGCCCUGUUCACCCUGAUCCCAGUUGUCAUGUUGGUUUCCCUCUGCAGCCUCUGCUCUGUGUGCAGAGCUCCGUGCUGGGGACCCGAGGGGUGAAAGACACUGAGCCUGGCGGGCGGAUAUAGCUGUCAGGACAGGCGUGGGGGUGUUGAGAGCAUGCUGCUCUGACCAGGCUGACCGGCAGCUGCCUGCUGUG